AUGCUGCACGCGUCCUGUCCAUCUACCGCCAUCAGGAGCGGAGGGCCUCUGUCGCAGCGUGGGACUCCCCGUCCGUCCUGGUUCGUGAUUCGCGAUUGUGCUCUUACUACCUACCGCGCGGACUGCACGCUCGCUCGUACCGUCGUCGACGGAGGCCGUUGCUAUAAGCGUGUCUAUAUCCGGUUUGAAUGGAUUGAUCGUAUCGUGGUUCAGCCAAUGCGCCAUCACGAAGAGUGGAAGCCGAAGCGCACGCAGUCAUGCAUGUGCAUAAUCGAGCGCGAAGCCGAAGCGCAGGAGCGUGAACGAGCAACAGCCCCACUGUCGACAAGUAUCUGGCUGCCGAGUGCGCCUAUCGCGCACAUAGAUAUCGGAUGGAUUUGGGAAGCAGUCGGACGCCACGCCAGAGUGAUUACUGAUAGUACGAGAAGCGCAAGCAUCGGGGGAGGGUAG
Molecule: messenger RNA, 450 nt
Organism: Sparassis crispa
Lineage: Eukaryota; Fungi; Basidiomycota; Agaricomycetes; Polyporales; Sparassidaceae
Exons: 2
Coding region: 1-450 (149 amino acids)
Source: RefSeq, a predicted model, not a curated record